Molecule: messenger RNA, 775 nt
Organism: Cuscuta epithymum
Lineage: Eukaryota; Viridiplantae; Streptophyta; Magnoliopsida; Solanales; Convolvulaceae
Source: the annotation of a GenBank genome assembly
CUUUCAAUAAUUAGUAAACUAAUUGAUACAUUCAACAUUCAAAGAAGGAAAUAAUGAAAGAGAAAUUUGGGCAGUUUUCUGGUGUUUUCAUUGCAUAAAAUUAAAAAGAAAUUGGAGAGGGAUUGAAUUAUACGGUAGAGCACAAUCAGCAAACGGAGCAACACCAAUGACAAUCUCACAUUCAUCAACUAUUACAUCAGAAAUAAAGAGGAGACGAAGUUCGUGGCCAUGAAAGAAAGCAUCACGCCGGCAAUCCUGCCACCGACAGCAUGUGUUAAAAGUGGUUCGCCACAACCACCGUAUCCACAUCCAGCUCCUCGAGUUCCUCGGCGGCGAUUCCACUCAAGUUCGCGGAACACCCUGGAUCUACCUCCGGAGGUCGUCUCCUGCGUGGUUGAUUCCAGAUCUGAACAAAUAGACCCCGCCGGACAAGAAACCGACGAGAGAGACGAUGAUGUCUCAGCAUCUGCUGCCAAGAGAGAGUUAAAUCGUUGCUCUGGCUGCUGGGGGAAGUUCGAUUUGACCGGGUUCGGCUAAGGUCCGACGAUGGAGUUUAUAUGGUCAAGUUUGGUGUUCGUUGUUGUGAGGUACUGAGGUGUCGCUGUUUUUUGUUUCGCAGAGAGAAGUCGAUAGAGCUGAGGAGGGAGGGUAUUUUUGUCCCUUCAUGUGAAAAUUAGUCCUAUCCGUGAAUUAGAAAGUGGGAGGUCCUAUUGCCUUCCAUGGGUAUGUUUUAGUUUUCUUUAUGUCUUUUUCCCUAUUCUUUAAUAUAUUUCCG